CAGGGAAGCGCCCAGAUGGAGCCCGCUCUCGUGCCGCUGCUGCUGCUCUCGCUGCUGCUGCAACUCGGUGGAGCCCAGAGCCCCUCGGCCGCCCCCGCCACCAACCACACCAGGCCUGUCUUCCUAUGCGGGGGCGACUACACAGGAGACACGGGCUACAUCGCCAGCGAGGGUUUCCCCAGCAACUACCCGCCCAGCAAGACCUGCACCUGGACCAUCACGGUGCCAGAAGGCCAGGUGGUCAUGUUGUCCUUCCGGGUUUUUGACCUGGAGCCAGAUCCCGUUUGCCGCUACGACCACCUGGACGUGUACAACGGGCACGCGGCCAUGGAGUCCCAGCGCCUGGGCCGCUUCUGCGGCACCUUCCGCCCCGGCGCCAUCCUCUCCACCAGCAACCGGAUGAUGCUGCGGCUGGUGUCGGACGAGGGCACCGGCGGGCGGGGCUUCCUCGUCUGGUUCAGCGGCGGCCUCCCCCACGUCGACGACCACCAGUUCUGUGGGGGGAAACUCGAGAAGCCGCAGGGCACCCUCAAGACCCCCAACUGGCCCGAGAGGGACUACCCGCCAGGCAUCAGCUGCUCCUGGCAUAUCAUUGCCCCGAGGGACAAGGUGAUUGCGCUGACCUUCGGGAAGUUUGACGUGGAGCCGGACACGUACUGCCGCUACGACUACGUGGCCGUCUUCAACGGGGGCGACCGGGACGACUCCAGGCGCGUCGGCAAGUUCUGCGGGGACAAAUCGCCCAGCCUGGUCUACUCAGAUGGGAAUGAGCUGCUGGUCCAGUUUGUCUCGGAUCUCAGUGUGACGGCAGACGGCUUCUCGGCCUCUUACGUGGUGAAGGACCGCAACGAACUGGUGGAUCAAGGCAGCCCCCAGCCCACCGGGCCCAUCUUCCCCGGCUCCAGGCCUGCGACGCCAGGCAAAAAACCGGCUGUGCCAAAGCCCCGGCCUGCUGGCAAACCGGCCGGCCCCGCCAAGCCCGCCCGAGGGCCCAAGCCAACCCCCAAGCCUCAGCCCAGUGCUGAAAGACCCACAGCCAGCAGCACAGGUGAGGCCCCGGUGUGCCCACAGCGCUGUCGCCGGACGGGGACGCUCCAGAGCAAUUUCUGCAGCAGUGAUUUUGUGAUCACGGGCACGGUGAAAACAGUCGUGCGAGGGGCCGGGAACAGGGUCACCGCCACAGUGACGCUCAUGAACACGUACAAGGCCGGCGCCCUGGACCUCCCGGCAGCAGGGAGUGGGGCCACGCUCCGCCUGGACGUGCUGUGCAGGCAGUGCCCCAUCGUCAAGAAAGGUGCCAGCUACGUCUUCAUGGGCAAGGUGGGGGCGGGCGGCGCAGGGCAGCUGCCCCCCAACAGCUUCGUGGUGCCCUUCCGACCGCAGCAGCACCAGAUCCUCACCAACUUCAGCAAACGGCCCUGCACCGCACCGGCUGCCAGGAACAGGACCUGAGCCCGCCUGGGGAGGGGGGGGUUCAUGGGGGGGGGUGUUUCCUCCCAGCCCACCUCACCUCUCUGCUCAUUUUACGGACAGAAGCCCUCGGCGAUGCCUCGUCCAGCCACGGGGGGUGGCGGCACCCACCUGGCACCCACAGGAAGCCCAGCCUGGCUCAGCAUAACUGAUGACGCGUGGCGGGGGAGGGGGGAGGUUGCCCGUGGGCUCCCGGUGCUCCUGUGUGUGUGACUGUGAGCAUUUACACACAAGUCUCUGCAUGCUUGUUCACGCCUGCUCAGCUCUCUUAAAGGUAUUUUUACACAC
Messenger RNA from Elgaria multicarinata webbii, 1758 nucleotides. It is a transcript of the gene PCOLCE, whose product is annotated as procollagen C-endopeptidase enhancer. Gene Ontology annotation, molecular function: peptidase activator activity; protein binding; collagen binding. Bases 16 to 1452 code for a protein of 478 amino acids. The transcript has 9 exons. NCBI's taxonomy places the organism in Eukaryota, Metazoa, Chordata, Lepidosauria, Squamata, Anguidae. Gene Ontology annotation, biological process: proteolysis. The record is from RefSeq and is a predicted model, not a curated record.